CGCCGCUGUUUCCCUCCGGACUGUGUUCACAAUGGGACGCUGGUUUGUUUGGUUCGCGGCGGCUCCGGAGCGUCACUUAGGGUCAUUUAUUUUGCUUUUUGUCGGUUAAGUCAAUCUUUAUCUUCCCGAUGAGCGGGGAACAUGGCUGAAGACGAGCUUGCUGCCUUCAGAGAAAACUGGAAGCGAGAGUUGACGACGAAGAACGAGCAGCGACUGCAAAGUCCAGCGACGACAAACAGAUACUUCGAAAAAGAUCACGAUAAAGUUCGAGAUGAAGAACCGUCCAGAUCCGAGCCUGAGUGUGAAGAGGACCAACCGGAGUAUAUCUCCAUUGCUCGGAGCCUCCUGGACGGGAGGACCAGUCCUCUGCGGGACCGGAUCGAGGAGGACCGGACCAGGAGGAAGAGAGAGUUCUACAGCUCCGGUGACGUCUGCGCCUCCUCUCCACAGCCUCCUCAGAGGAAGAUGAAGAUGAAGAAGGUGGAGCUGGUGGAUCAACUCAUCCAGGAUCUGAAUGAAGUCAACAACAUUCCAUUCUUUGACGUCCAACUGCCCUAUGAGCUUGCGCUGCAGAUCUUCCAGCACCUCACCUGCGCUGAGCUCGGCCGCUGUGCCCAGGUGAGUCGGGACUGGAAGCAUCUGGCAGAAGACGACUCUCUGUGGUUCCCCAUGUGUCUGGAUGAGGGGUUCCACAAGGGCGCCCGGAUGUCCGACUCCCCCUGCUGGAAGAGCACGCUGAGAGACUGCCGGGCCUCGGCCACGAUGCUGCGCCGCAACUGGAAGACGCGAGAUGGGUCCAUCGUCCAGCUGAACUUUGACCUCGGGAAGGUCCUGUGUGACGUCGCCUCCUGUGGAAACCUGGUGAUGUCUGGCUAUUCGUCCGGACACGUGCGACUGUGGGACACGCUGCACUGGGACGCUUCCUUCAUCAAAGUCAAUCAGCUGUCGGCAAACACGAUCCCUCGACCUCCAGUGACCCGAGUCCAGGUCAGCCAGAUGCUGGCUGCGGCUGCCUACGAAGACGGGUGCGUGGACGUGUGGAGCACAGAGACGGGGGGUGACCCCAUCCACCACUAUCAGACUCCUGGGCGACUGCAGGCUCUGUCCCUCAGUCCCGACAGUCCAGUCCUGGUCUCCGCUGUCGGAACCGAGGUCAGAGUAGACCGGGCCGACGAGCAUGGUUACUGGAGACCACUCUGUCUGAGGCAGCUUCCAAAAACCGUGGAGAGUCUGGUGGCGCUGCCCAGCAGAGGGCGACAGAGUCCACUUGUGGCCUUGUCAGCAGGAGAGUCAGUGUUCCUGCUGGACCCUCAGGACGAGGAACCGAGGACCCUGCACUCGGUCUAUGGGCAUCCUGUGACCUGCCUCGACACCUGCAGCUCUCGUGUGGCGUUUGGUGUGAAGCGGACUGGCUGGGCCAUGCACGACGGUGGCAACAAGAUCCACGUUCACAGCCUGGAGUCGGCCAAACUGGAGCUGUGUGUCGGGAGCUCGGCAGGAGAUUUCACAUGCAUCAACCUGAGAGACGCAGCGCCGGAGCUGCUGGCGUGCGGCAACAGAGACCGGAGGGUCCGGGUGUUCGACCUGCGGGCCGGUUCCCCGGUGGUCUCGCUGUACGCCCACCAGCUGGGCGUGACGGCGGUCCAGACGGACGACUGGAAGCUGGUGAGCGGCGGAGGGGAGGGGCUGGUGUGUGUGUGGGACCUGAGGAUGAAGGCCAAGCUUUGGGAGAGCUACAACAGACACCCGGUGCGACACGUGCGCUUCAGCAGCAGCAGCAUGGUCACCGCCAACAUCCCUGACGACAAGUCUCCUCGAGGAGCCUGCAUCACUGACGAUGACCUCACCGCACACCGCAGACACCGAGGCGUCAUCUGCUACUACGACUUCCAGGACCAGCAGGCGCCGCAGGAACACGUGCUGCCCAUCUGCAGAUCCGACUACACCGAGUCUCACGGCUACAACUACAACAUCGGACUGACGGUGCCGUACGACCGGCUCCCGGCCACAUGAAGCGGCCGCUGAAGUGCUUCCAGCAGGUCCAUGGAGUCACCGCUCUCGAGUCAUGUGAACUCAUCUGUUUUUGUACGGUUUAUUGAACGACUGUCACGUCUUCAAAACUCUACUUUGAUUACACACACACACACAAACACAAACACAAGCACACACACUAAUCAUGGAGAGAAAAAUCUGUGAGUCAGUUCAGGAUCACGACAUGAAUGUGUGGAGGCCUAGAGGACCAGACACGCUCAGUACAAUGUGGAAGGUCGCGGGGGCAGCUGCUGCAGUGAAGAGGUCCAAAUGUUUUGGUGGUACAUUAUCCUGCGCUGACUCUGAAUCUGACAAUGUGCUGCUGAAUGACAGCGAUGCAAUUGAUGCACAGUGCGAGUCUUUGGCAGGAAGUCUGGAUCUGAGUCAGGGGGGGUCAGGCGGGUCGGGCUUUUUUGCCGGAGCAAGGCAGAGCACAGUCUGCUGCAUUUCCAUUCCACUCGUCCUCCGAGCUGCCGAGCAGUUGGUGGAAAAGCCAGCUCCGGUCAGGAGGAAGCGGCUUGAAACACCAGUUUCCUCACAGAGAGCCAGGGGGAGCAGAGGAAGAGCGAAGUGCACUGAAUGCAGCAUGUAAUGACAGAUGUUCUAAAUAAAAGUUUAGUCAUCACAAGAGGACUUCUGUGUAUGUUGCUCGAAGAUACCAGAGUUGCCACCUAAUGACCACUGCGCUGAGUCUCUCCUGGAUGACUGAGCCUCUCACUCUCUCAAGAGAGUCCAGGCAGGGAAGCUCUUGUUCUGUGAAUCACUCCUGAGCUGGUGAUGCCAAGUGAGGGGAGAAACCCAGCUCCUGCCUCAGCUCCUUCUUCAGCUCGGAGACCUUCCCUGACUCCUCAACAAAAGUUUGAGGCACUUCACCUCCUCCACCUUCAGAUCUCAACUCCAGCCUGGACAGGAUGUGGGGCCCUGAUCUCAGACUCAGAGGACCUGAUCCUCAUUGUGUGAGGUUUCCAGGAUCCAGACCUCCUUCUGAAUCUGAGGUACAACGAUGGGACGGAGCUCUCGGUGAGAAGGCGUCAGCGCCUUGGGGAGGAUGUGAUCCCGGUUUGUUAGUUGAUUUCUGAGAGGUUGAUUUGAGUUUACAGUUUCACAUUUGAGGAACCGACCUCCCAGGCCUUCCAGGACUUGGAUCACAGAAUCAAGAGUUGCGUGUUAAUAACGCUAACAAUGAUUAAAGCUAGAUUAAACGGAGGUCUGCGGUUCGCCCCGAACAUCCGAGCAAGUCACCGGAACAUCUUUGGUGCCUUCAAGAAGUGGCCUUCCCGCAGCGCAUGGUGGUGUCCAUGUCCAGGAAGCGGAUGUGCAUCCUCGUCUCCAUCUCAAGACCUUUGAGGAUCUGUCCAGGAGGACACUGUUAACUGAUCCGGAGCGUCGCCAGGUUUCGCGGUCGGAUACUCACCUCCUCAAAGUGUUCGAACGUGAUUCCUUCAUAGAAGUCGUCGGGCGCCUGAAACCACGGCGUGUUAAUGAGCUGAAAAGCAACAGGAACUUUGGCGUGUCGGUCGUGUCACCAUGUGAGGGACGUUGGUGCUGGCCACCUCCAGCAUGGCGGCGUCGGCGAUGGCCUUCACGGUUUCCUCCCCGAUGGAUCCGCUCUUGGACAGGAGCUCCUCCACCACCUGGAACCACAGACGGGUCUGUUGUUGUCCUCGUGGUGUCGCUUCUCUCUGGGACUUUCUUCCACUUUGUUUUGGUUGAUUUGGUGAUCCUGGUUUCUGAUUGUCGAUUUUGCACUGGGCAUGGCUCUUUUUUUUUUCUUAUUUGGGAUUUGCAUAUGUUGAUCUGGGGUGGAGGUAGAUUUUGCCCCACCCUUCUUUUUUGUUUGUUUUGCUCAGUGUGAUUUCUUUUUUCUUGGGUGAGUGAGCGGGAGGUUGCAUUGUUUUUGUUCUGGAGUCUGCUAUUGUUUUUCUAUUCUCUGUUGGCUGCACCAUUGUUUCUUGCUGUCAGACUCCAUCAUCAUCAUUAUUGUGAUUACUAUUGUUAUUACUAUUAUGUUUAUUUUUUGUUCUGGUCAUGUGAUUGGCUUGUUUUGUGUUUCUCUUAGUGUUAUUUGUCUGCACUGUGUUGUUCAGGGCCGCCAGCAGGCCUGUGUUGAGCCACAGUUGUGCUUCUGCUUUUGUGUAUUUUGCAACUCCUCUACUUUCAGUUUUGAUUUUAGAAGCUGGUUGUGCUCUUGACUUGACCACUCGCCCUCCCCUGACCCCCAGUCAUGAUCCCUGCAGCUCACCUUCCUGUACUCAGCCAGAGUGAUGGUGCCAUCGUUGUCGGUGUCGUGCAUGUUGAACAGAACUGAGGAGAGAAACACGAACAUCAGCAGGUUGUAUUUGACCAACCGUCCGUCCACUCUCUGAUGGACGUUCCUGCGCCAGAUGAUGGGAUCCCAGCUGCUCCACUCUGAGUCUUGUGAAUCGUCAGAGCUUCGGCGUGGUGCUGUCCACGCCUGGCGACGACCGCCAUGUAGACUCAUACAGUAAUCCAGACACACCCAGGUGUCGACAGCAGUCACUUGUUUGUCUGGACUCACCUGAGUUUACCUCGGCGUGCUGCGAUCAACAGCAACAGUAGUACAAAUACUGCAGAGUAGUACAACUUCACAGUGCUCCCCUUGAGCAGGUAGAAGUCAGUGGAGUAAAACGAUUAGAGGUAACUAUAGUAGGUGCAGUAGUGAUGGUGUCCAUAACAGCAAGUAUUUGUAACUGUUUUUAGUGGUACUAUUAGUAGCAGUGGCAGGUUUGCUUGUACUAUUAGCAUCUCAGAAGUAGUAGUAUCAUAGGCAGCAUUGGCAUAGUACAUAUGUCAGCAGUAUUAGUUUGCAGUAGAAAUAUUAGCAGAAGUCAUGUCGAUCUGUUAGCAGCACUGUUGGUAGUUGUAGUAUUAGUGUGAUUAUCGAUGGUUGAUUUAAGGUUAGUGUCCGUACUUGUACUGUACUGCAGGUAUCUAGAUACAGUUGUAGAGAUUGUAGUAUGAUCAGAAUUCUUUGGUACUACUACAUAGCAGAAGUACUGCAGUACCAAUAGUGUUAGUCGUCGCGAGUCCUAGCUUAGUGGAUGUAGUACUGAUCUAAGAAGUAGUAGUAUUUGUGGCGAUGGGAGUACUCAGUGAGGAUACUGUGACUCACAGCGCAGCUUCUCCCUCCUCAUGGCCUCCCGCUCCUCUUCUGUGGUUCUGAGGGUCGGAGGUCGGAAGUGUGACAUCACCAUGAUGAACUGCUCGAAGCCAAUCUCCUGCAGAGAGCCCACGUCCCCCUGGUGCUGGUUCCUGGUACACACACACACACACACAGACAUGAGAUAUCUUGGUGUGUUUGAACAAAGUAUUUCUUUUGUUUUUGCACAAAUACAGCUGAUGUAACCGGAGUCACAUGAGCGGCCUGUGUACACAAACUCCCUCAGCUCUCACACAUGUAGUAUUCAUUGUAGUAAGUAGACACACAAUACUGUAGGAGAGGACUAAGUACUGAGAAGUACCAGGAGUAGUUUUGUGAUGUUAUCAAAGUCAGUAAGUGGUGUAUGUAGUUUUAGGAGUAUUGGUCUUGCAGUGGUGCUAAUAGUUGAGGACUGAGGAUGGAGCUGUUCCAUCGUCGGCUGAAGCUAGUAGCCGCAGCAGCAGUACUCCUGGGGUGUACCUCUUGUCAAAGAAGGCUUGGAUGAUCUGCUUCUUGAUGGGGUUG
Molecule: messenger RNA, 5716 nt
Organism: Synchiropus splendidus (mandarinfish)
Lineage: Eukaryota; Metazoa; Chordata; Actinopteri; Syngnathiformes; Callionymidae
Gene: fbxw8
Product: F-box and WD repeat domain containing 8
Exons: 11
Coding region: 142-2013 (623 amino acids)
Cellular component (GO): preribosome, large subunit precursor
Molecular function (GO): protein binding
Source: RefSeq, a predicted model, not a curated record